Acanthocheilonema viteae is the source of this 510-nucleotide messenger RNA. The record is from the annotation of a GenBank genome assembly. NCBI's taxonomy places the organism in Eukaryota, Metazoa, Nematoda, Chromadorea, Rhabditida, Onchocercidae.
GUUGGACCGAUGUUGACAUGUAUCAUUGGUGAACAAUUUCAACGAUUAAAACGUUGCGAUCGAUUCUAUUACGAAAAUGAUAAUCCGGCAACAAGGUUUACGCCAGAUCAAUUAGCCGAAAUACGGAAAACAACAUUAAGUAAACUUAUUUGCGCAAACAGUCAAUAUGCACGACACAUUCAACCAAAUGCAUUUCUCAUGCCGGACGAUUUAACGUUUCGUUUGAAUGCACCAAUGAAAUGCUCUGAAUUACCGGACAUUGACCUUUAUGAAUGGCUUGAUCGACAAUUUUGUGUGGUGGAUCAUCGAGUUAUCAAUUUGGGAAGGACAAAACGUAUAACACCAUGUAUUACGUGCACAUGUACCGCUGAAGGACCAGAAUGUCAUUCGAUGGUGAUUGAUCGUUGCGAAUCACUGUUAACCGAAUAUCUUUUCUCAGAAGUGAUAGCUGAUACAGUAUGUGUAAUACAAUGUUCAUCACUGAUACGUCAAAGAAGCGGACAACGGUAA